AUGGCGGCUUAUGGAAGCACACGAGACGGUCCCUUGGAGAAGAAGAGGAAGAAGGUGGUUGUGUGGAGCGAAGAGGAAGAUGUCUCGACGCCUGAUCCGUUCGCGUGGGUUUAUCCUGGCUCCUACUACUUGGCGGCCAAGAAGAUGGAACAGGCCAGACGCGAUGAAGAAUCAGCUCCCCGCCCUGUGAACAUCCCCACGCUCGAUGACUUCAAACCACCGACCAGGUUUCACACUGCCCAGCUCUUCUCCGUCCGUGAAUCUGGAAGCCAGGCCGUGCUCUCCGCUGCCAAAUUUCUCCUAGGGGUUUCAUCCUCUCUUGAUGGUGAACCGCUGAGACGCUGCUCCGGCUUCUGGGUCGAUUGGGAUGAGGGGAACAAAACCGGCCUUGUUUUGACAACUGCGCGGCUCAUUCGCACAAAGGAUGCUCCUGACAACGUCUCGUCAGGCGGCGAACAGUAUGCCCCUCGUGCUGAUGUCACUGUUCAUUUGUUAAAUGGCACUAGUGCAAAGGGCGAGCUGGUCUACUAUCAGCCCCAUUACGAUAUCGCUUUCUUGAAUGUUAAGGUGGAUCAACCAUUCAAGUUACCAUCUCUUCGUGAAAAAGAUGUAAAAUUUGCUGAAGAGGUUUUUCAGCUCGGAAGAGACAAUUCCUUAAAUCUAAGGAUAACAUAUGCUAGGGCAAAGUAUAUGAAUCCAACCAUGUUUGAGCGGCACCACAACAUGUACUUUCAUUCUCUAGAUGGCCAUUACUAUGAUAAUGAGUAUGACAACGGGGGGCUAGUUAUUGACUUGAAUGGAAAAGUUGCCGGAAUGGUCAACAACCCUGAGGGAUUUGGGUCUUUUAUACCUUCUUCCAUCUUGCUCAAUUGUUUGGAUUCAUGGAAGAAAUAUCGGUACAUCCCUCGGCCCCAUCUUGGGAUGACAUUUAAGGCCGUCAAGCUUCUACAGCCUGCUCAUGUUGACAUGUUAUGGCGCAUGUGUAACAUUGAUGAUGGUCUUGUUGUUCAGGAGGUGUCGAAAGGAUCUGAUGCUGAGAUACUCGGAAUCCAAGAAGGUGAUCUUAUUGAAUGUAUGAAUGGAAAAUGCAUUUCUACCACAAUUGAGUUGGAAAAUACGUUGAUGAGCCUAUGUAAAGGCCUUUCAGACAGUCAAAAUGGCCAUAAUGCUGAAGUUUGUAUUUCUGCGUCGCAGCGGAACCAACCGCGGUACGUCCCCGAUAGCAACGCGCUGUGGACGGCGUACUUCGAGCGGCGCCACGAGGAGCAGAUCGCCCUCACCAACGGUGCCGAGCCCGCGGCUGCCACAACUUCGAGGGGAGGCGCCGAUGGUGGGGCGUUCCAGGCCGCACCCUCGAGGCCGUCCUCGAGCACAUCGAGGCUGACAACACGCCGCGCUUGGAGUACCCGGCGCCCCCCUCCUCUCGCCGCCGCGGCGAAUGGAGACAGGGACAACAUCGUCUUUGGGCUCUGGCUCUCUGUCCGCCGGCUCGCCGGCGCUUCGCCUUGUCAAGCCGAAGCCACAAGAGACGUCACUGGGCGCCGCACUCGCGGCGGCGCCCUUGUCAUCAGCGAGGGAGGCCGCCCCUCUCCUUCUUCCUACUGCCUCAUCCGACCGAAGACCAAGCUGGGUUUGCUCCCCGUGAAGAAGAUGCACGAGGCCAUGGCCGCCGCCGACGAGACCGCCCUCAAGUGGGCGAAGGCGGACUACGUCCGCGAGCAGAUGGAGUGCCAGCGUCGGGCCUUCGAGGAGAUCGUCGCUCAGCGCCGCGGACGCGAGGAGGGCGGCGUGGUCGUCCUUGAUAGCGACGACGAGGAUGCGCCCGGGCCGUCCAACCCCCCGCGCAUUGGCUAG
Molecule: messenger RNA, 1854 nt
Organism: Triticum dicoccoides
Lineage: Eukaryota; Viridiplantae; Streptophyta; Magnoliopsida; Poales; Poaceae
Exons: 9
Coding region: 1-1854 (617 amino acids)
Molecular function (GO): protein binding
Source: RefSeq, a predicted model, not a curated record